This is a messenger RNA of Monodelphis domestica (gray short-tailed opossum), 4049 nucleotides long. Lineage: Eukaryota; Metazoa; Chordata; Mammalia; Didelphimorphia; Didelphidae. The record is from RefSeq and is a predicted model, not a curated record.
AGCAAGAGUCCUCGCGGUCCGGGUCACCUCCUUCCCUUUGUCGCCUACGGCCAGUUUUCGGACACCUCGUUCCCACAGCAGAGGCCCGCACGAUCCUCCCGGCGUGGGGCUCAGGCUUAGCUUCCUUCUCCUAGCCCCUGGUCUGUCCCACGGCUGCAGGAUGUUGUGAGCCGGACCUUGAGUGAGCUCCCGAGGGCAGAUACCAGGAUGGAAGGGCCCAAAGCCCCCAUAGGGAGCAAGACCACGGCCAGGUCUCUUAGGAAGGAUGCCGCUGAGACGCGCCCGCCUCCAAAGGGGCCGAGGGGCAGGGCCCCCUCCAUCCCUGCGCAGCGGACUCCAAGCAGAGGUCAUUCGGUGCCUCGCCCGCUUUCGUACACCUGGAACCGAGGGGGCCGGCUAAGAGAAUUGCGUGUCAGGUGUCUGGCUAGAAAGUUCUUCUACUUGUGGGUGCAGCGGACCUUUGGAAGAGUCUUUCCUUCGAGAGCCAGACUCCACUAUGAGAGGAGACUCCUGCAGAGGACCUUUGAGGACUGGAAAGAGGAGUGGUGGGUUUUCCAGCGAGAGUGGAAACUGAGGGUCCGCGCCGACUGCCACUACAGAUAUUUCUUGUACAACCUGAUGUUCCAAACCUGGCAGACCUACGUUCAUCAGCGACGGGCCAAGAAGAACAAGUACCGCAGAGCCGAGGACCACGCGGCCAAGCAUAAGCUGCAGCUGGCCUGGAAACACUGGCUCAUCUACGUGGACGUUCGUCGGACCAAACGGGGGAUGCGUGCCUUGGCGCUGGAGUUCCAGGAGCAGAGCAUGCUGCGAGUGCCGUGGAGAGUGUGGAGGCAGCAGGUGCAGAAGGUCCGUGUUGCCCAUGUGAUGGACACCUUGGCCUUGCAGCACUGGGCCAUCAGCCUGAAGUUCUGGGCCUGGGCUCGGUGGCAGGAGCAGUUCCUAAGCGCCCAGAUUGCUCGGAAGAAGGAAACCAAGGCAGUGAGGCACUGCGAAGGCCGGGAGCGACGGAGGGCCCUGCGGGCCUGGCGGGGCUACCUGCAGGGCCGCAGAGAGAAGCGCCGCCAGGACCAACUGGCCGCACGAUUCCGCGGCGCCUCUGUGACGCGGACCUGCUUCUCGCUGUGGCGGGCGGCCUGGGCGCACAGGCGCUGCCUUCACGCCCACCAGGCGCGGAUCGAGGCGCUGGCGGCCCGGAUCAGCCUGCGGCGGGCCUUGGAGCGCUGGAAACACUACAUGCUGCUCCGGGCCGAGCAGGCGGCUUUGCAGGCCAUGGCCGAGGAGCACCACAGGCAGCGGCUGGUGCUCCGCUGCUUCGGGGCCCUGAGGCAGAACGUGAAGGAGUCCCGUCUCCGGCGGCUGAGGAAGAAUCUGGCCCACAGGCAGCACCAGGCCACGCUUUUGCAGAGGUUCUGGCACCGCUGGUGUGCUCGGGCUGACCAGAGAGAGGACGAGAAGCAGCUGCCGCAGCUCCUCCAGGCUCACAGCCACUACCGGCAAGCCUUGCUGCAGAAAUGCCUUCAGCGGUGGGCACUCAACGCCCGGGGGAGUCGGCACCAACGGAUGCAGUACGCCAGAGCCGAAGGUCACUAUCGGGGCAGGAGCCUGUCCGUCCUCUUCGAGGCCUGGAGGAGCUUCAGCCGCCGGCAGCGGGAGCGGAGGGCACGGCAGGAAGAGGCUGUGAACUUCCGCAGGGAUCUGGUGAAGAGACGGGCGUUCGAUACGUGGUGGCAGAAGGCGUAUCGGCAGCGAGAAGUGCGAUUGUCUGAGAGGAUGGCCGUCCUCCACGCUGAGCAGCAGGUGCUCCGGCACUACUGGUCCAGGUGGCGCCGGCGGGCAGCCGAGCAGUCCGUGGAAAGAGGGAGCCAGGCCACAGCGUGCGCCCAUCGCCGCCGCAGGCAGCUGCACAGGGCCUUCCGGGUCUGGAAGGAGAACCUCGAGGCCGUCCGAGCUCAGCGGGCCGGGGAGGCGAGGGCUGCAGCCUUCCACUCGUGUCUGCUCGUGCGUUUGACCUGGAGCAAGUGGCGACAGUACGUGGCCCUGCAGAACGUGAAGUGGGAGAAGGUGAUCCGCGCCGACUGCCAUCACCACCAGGCGCUGCUGCGGAGGAGCCUGACCGGCUGGAUGACGUACCAGGGCAGAGUUCAAGCUGUGCUGUGCCACGUGGCAGAGAGAGAAGAGUGGCAUCGCCGGGAGCUCCUGCGGUGGGUGUUUCAACUCUGGAGGGAGAAUGCCACGGCCCAGGCGGAGGAGGCCAGGAAAGCCGUCCAGGCCGAGGGGCACUACAGAAGAACCGUCCUCUGGAAGGUGGCCAUGCACUGGAGGGACGCGGCGUCGCGGAGGAGGUGCUGCAGGCAGCGGGACGAUGAGGCCCUGGCGGAGGCCAGGAAGCAGCUGGCACGAGGCCGUCUGCGAGUCCUGUUCCAGCGCUGGCGGGAGCGCGGCCGGAGCUCUUCCCAGCAGAGAGCGCAGGAGCUGCGGGCCGCGCGGCACCACAGGGGGAGGCUGCUCGGGGCCUGCAUGGCGCGCUGGAAGAGCUACCACUCGCGGCACGUCCGGAAGAUGCUCCUGCAGCGGCUCGGCGCCCGGCUGAUGGCCCAGAGACUCGGCCGCUCCUGCUUCUCCACGUGGAAGUGCCAGCAGCUGGGGGAGAGGCAGCGGGAGCAGCAGGCCACCGUCCGCGCGCUCUGGUUUUGGUCCUUCACACUGCAGGGAAAGGUGUGGGACGCCUGGCUGGCCUUUGUGCUGGAGCGGAGGAGGAAGAGAGCCCGGCUGGAGCGGGCCGCGCUGGCCUACCGCGACGGCCUGGUCCACGCGGGCGUCACCCGCCUCCUGAGGUUCACGACGGGCAUGAAGAGCUUCCGCGGGCAGCUCCACGCCCAGCGGCAGGCCCAGGCGGCCCACAGUGUACACCAGGUCGUCCGGCGCUGCGCCACCCUCUGGAAGCACAAGGCCUUGGCCAAGGCCGCCCACGCCCAGAGGAGAGUGACGUUCGAGGUGCCCGUCGCCGGCACGCUUUCCCCUGCUGGCAGCGCCGCCUCCGGGGAGGCUGCUGUGGGCCCGGAGCCGUCGCGAGUGCCUCGGAGGCCCCAGAAGUCGUGGGGUUGGGCCCUUCAGCUGGCUUCUGGGGACCCCUACCUCCCCGACCCCGGCCUCGUGCGGCCUGUGAGGAAGCAGCCUCGCCGUCCGGACUUCCUGCUGGACCCCGUGGAGAGGGCCGGCCCCACUGGGCCGCUGCGCCCCAGGCUCUUCUCGGCGGUCUCGGGGCCCCUCGGCUCUGCCCGGCCCGGCCCUGUCACAGCUCCGGGGGACCCAGGACCCGCCACCAGGACUCGCCCCCCAGAGGCCCCCAGCCGCUCCCAGGUGGAGCCGCCCCCGGCGCCCCCCUGCUCUGUAGCCAGUGAGCCACAGCUGCUGGAUGGCCCGGCAGCCGGGGCGGCACCCCCCGAGCCGGAGCCCGGAGAGCCCGGAGAGCCCGCAGAGGUUGUGGCCAGGACGGAGCGUGCCCAGCCCGGCAGCUGUCUGCCUCCUCCCGAGAACUUCCUGGGGACUGAGGGGAGGCCCGCGCGGCGCCCGGAGGCUGCGGGGGGCUCCCAGGCCGACGCGGGGAGAAGGGCUCCUGGCCUCGUGGGGGAUGGCCAGCUGGAGGCUGAGCUGGAGGAGAUCCGGGAGAGGCUGUGCAGUUACCAGGCCAACAAGCAGACCCUCAAGUCCUGGCAGAGACAGGCGGACAGCCUGAGGAGGUGGUUGGCGCUGAGCACGGAGGACCCCAGGCCAGACGAGGAGGAAGCAGGCCGCCAGGUGCAGCAGAAGCUUCACCAGGUGGAGAAGCAGAUCACGCACCUGGCGGAGGCACUGCGGAUGGAGAGGCAGCAGGUGCUGCGGGACACGGCUCGCAUCCAGGUCCUGCGGGCUGCCUUCUGUUAGGCGGGUGCUCGUGGCACCCCCGUGACGUCCAGGGAAGGCGACAUCAGGCACACACCGGGCGGCUGCCGUGUAUUUUUUUAUUGGAAAAUGUUUGUUUGCAAUUAAAUGAGUUCCCGUCCCCA